AUGUCAUUAGCAGGGCCAUCAUUAUUAUCAACAAAAAAAGGACCAGCUCCUCAGUUGCAAAAGAAAAAAUUAACCGACGACGAAAUAAUAGACCUGCAUCAAGAAUUGCAAACAGACGACCACAUAAUCCCCUUAGACGAGCUGUGUUUAAAGCUAAACACCCACAUAGAAACCGGACUGACCAACGAAGAAGCUCGAUUGCGCCUGGCUCAAGAAUCUAAUGCUCUUUCACCUCCAAAAGUAACUCCAGAGUACGUAAAAUUAUUCAAAUCAAUGUUCUCCGGGUUUGCGAUCCUCCUGUGGAUUUGCGCUGGGCUCUGCUUCCUUAUUUACUUGGUAGAAAUCCUUCUGGGCCACACCGAGGAAGAGGGCAUAGAAUGGUUCGGAGUGAUGGUCGUUGUAAUUUGCGUGAUAUCCGGUUUAUUUUCUUACAUCCAAGAAGGAAAGAACUCGCGAGUGAUGGAGUCGUUCACCCGAAUGGUGCCGACUUUCGCGUUAGUGAUAAGAAGCGGGGAAAAAAAGCUGAUUCCAACUGAGGAAGUCGUCAGAGGAGACAUUGUCGAGAUAAGAUUAGGUGACAAAAUUCCAGCAGACAUACGGAUUAUAAGAUCAGUUGGUUUAAGAGUUGAGAACUCUAGUAUCACCGGAGAAAGCGAACCAAUUCCUAGAUCGGACUAUCCAACAGACCCAAAUCCUCUUGAAUCGCAGAACUUUGCGUUUUUUUCUUCCUAUGCAGUCGCAGGAGAAGGCACGGGGAUAGUUAUUGCCACUGGAGAUAAGACAAUGAUAGGCCGCCUGGCCGGGCUGACCACCCAAGUCUCCAAGGACGAAACCCCGAUCGCCAAAGAAAUAAAGCACUUUGUUAAGAUAAUCUCAAUUGUGUCUCUAGUUUUUGGAAUAAUCUUCUUCACAGUUUCGGUGGUAAUCGAAGGGAGCAUCAUGAAAGGCUUCCUUUACUUGCUGAGCAUCGUAAUAUCAAAUGUACCUGAAGUUUUGUUGGUGACAGUCACAACAAGUCUCACUUUGACGGCUAAGAAAAUGGCCAGCAAAAAUUGCCUCGUCCGCAAUUUGGAAGCUGUUGAAACACUAGGAAGCACUUCGACGAUAUGCUCCGACAAAACGGGUACUUUGACGCUCAAUAAGAUGACUGUCUCUAAUAUUUGGUUCGGAAAUAUUCGGCAUCAUGUGUCGGCAGUGUUAGGUAAUCUGGGAGUAGAGCGAGACUUGUUGCUCGAAAAACCAGCGUUCAAUUCCGUGAUAAAAGCCGCUACUUUGUGCUUGAGAGCUGAAUUUCGCGUUGAUUCGGAUUUGUUCAUACGAAUUGAAGAUCGUGAUGUUAUUGGUGACGCUUCUGAGACGGGAAUCAUUAGAUUCUGCGAGCAUAUUCACUCUACGAAGAGAUACCGCGCUAAUUAUCCUAAAGUAGCUGAAAUUCCGUUCAAUUCAGUUACUAAAUACCAACUUUCGAUACAUAGAGACGAAAAGGGCUUCAAUAUAUUCAUCAAAGGAGCUCCGGAGGUUAUAAUGGACUUUUGUAAUGAUAUUUUAUUAAUGGAUGGAAGCACAAGACCUUUGACUCCGCAAGAUACACUGGAAAUAAGACACGCUUGCACUGAAUUGGGGUUUUUGGGUGAGCGCGUUCUUGCUUACUGCGAUUUUUUCCUCCCAUUUAAAGAUUACGCUGAGGAUCACCAAUUUGACACUUCAGCGAUUGAGAACUACAAUUUUCCGAUGAAAGGUUACAGAUUUGUGGGACUGUUAAGUUUGUUGGAUCCUCCUAGGCCUUCAGUGCCCGACGCGGUUCAUACUUGUCGCGCCGCGGGGAUUAAGGUGAUAAUGGUGACUGGUGAUCACCCGGUGACUGCGAUGGCUAUCGCCAAAAUGGUGGGGAUCAUCGGCGAGGGCCACGAGACUCGUUUUGAAAAAUUGCUCCACUUGGAUACUAAAUUUAUGAAUAAUAAUGCUAAUGCUAACAACAAACUAUCAAAUAUCUCUUCAAAUUCUAACAGUGUAGAAGAAAAUUACAAAGCGGUGAUUGUAACUGGAACAGAAUUACGAUUUAUGACGGACAAUGAUUUGGACAAUCUGAUAAAAAGUUAUGAAGAGAUAGUGUUUGCUAGAACGUCACCCCAGCAAAAAUUGAUAAUUGUUGAAAGCUGCCAGAGGCUUGGAGAAAUAGUCGCGGUGACUGGUGAUGGAGUUAACGAUUCUCCGGCGCUACGCAAAGCAGAUAUUGGCAUUGCGAUGGGUGUUACAGGGUCGGAUGUUGCAAAAAGCGCGGCGGAUAUGGUGCUAAUGGACGACAAUUUCUCGUCAAUCGUCACGGGGAUUGAAGAAGGCAGACUGAUUUUUGAUAAUUUGAAAAAAUCUAUUGCCUAUACGCUAACUUCGGGAAUUCCGGAGAUGUUACCGGUGCUAAGCGGCCUGAUUGUCUCAAUUCCGCUGCCUUUAGUCAUGGAACUGGUGCUGUGCAUUGACAUUGGGACUGACAUGCUCCCGGCAAUAGCCCUCGCUUAUGAAAAAGCUGAGUCGGAUAUUAUGAAGCGGCCUCCAAGAAAUCCCCAGUACGAUAAAUUGGUUAACAAAAGACUUAUUUCGGUGGCUUAUGGACAAAUCGGUAUGACUCAGGCGCUGGCAGGUUUCACUAAUUACUUUUUUAUUCUGGGCUAUCAUGGGUUCUUGCCUGGAGAUUUGUUUGGGCUGAGACAAGAUUGGGAGAAUAAGAAUAUUGAUGAUUUGAAGGAUUCUUAUGGACAGAUGUGGAAUUAUCAAAGCCGCAUGGAGCUGCUGAGCGAAGCGAGGACUGGGUACUUUAUCUCGAUUGUUACUACUCAGAUGAUUGACUUGCUGAUGUGCAAAACUAGGAGGAAUUCUCUGAUUCAACAGGGAAUGGAUAAUUGGUUCUUGAAUAUUUCAUUUAUUUUUGAAAUAUUUUUGACGGCUUUUAUUUUAUACACGCCCGGUAUUGGAAGAAUUCUUAAAACUUUCCCGAUUGAUCCUUACUGGUUUCUACCCUGUUUGCCUCUUGGAUUAUUUUUGUGGGGGUACGAUGAAUUCAGAAGAUAUUGUAUCAGAAAUUAUCCAAAGAGUAUUAUUUAUAGUGAAACUUAUUAUUAA
Cotesia congregata is the source of this 3117-nucleotide messenger RNA. The record is from the annotation of a GenBank genome assembly. NCBI's taxonomy places the organism in Eukaryota, Metazoa, Arthropoda, Insecta, Hymenoptera, Braconidae.